CAUGCUUUCUGUCCAUCUUUAUGUUCCGCUUCUCACUUUGGGGUUGCUGUUACUUGUGAGAGCCUUCAUCAACAACUCAAACAUCUAUCACAUUUGAAGGUACCAAAAAUACUUUCAAACAUAAUAGUUUCAAACCAUCUGAUAUCUCCAUGUAAUUAUCGGGAAACCCAUGUCCCUUAUUUUGCCAAUGAUGUUUUAUUGACUAUAUAUUAUGUGGGAAUUUUCUCAGAAGUUCAGCCCCACAAAUACUUUUGUACUUUUAUUGACUACACUGGCAACAACUCUUAUACAAUGAUGCAAGUGACAAUUUCCACUGUUUGUCUCUUUCUCCCACACUCCACUUUCAUUCCUCUAUUUAUAUGUCCAGAACCCCCAACUUAUUCCUACGUAUUACUUCCUGCUACCCUUAAUUAUUCUGUCUAUCUUUUUGAUCAUUUAUCUUAUCUUGUGUCCAUCAAAGUCAUGAACAAGUUUAACAAAUCUGAAGUUCUAGUGCUCAUUGUACUAGGUCUUCUCCUUGGGAUCACACCCUUAUUACCUUCCUCUUACAGGCCUACCUACCUUUACUUCAUCUUUAAUGUUCUAAUCAUUGCACUUGGAGCUGAAGCCGGUCGUAUCUCAGCUUUUUCUAAGCCUUUGGAAGACAAACAGCAACAUGUUUCUGAGGAAAAGGAAGCACUUAACGUAACCAGUGGAAGUGAUGAAAAGAAGCCUAAGAUUGCUGAAAAGUCUGCUUGUGAUGAGAAGACUGUUGGUGUCACAGAAGUAGAUAAGGUGAAAAAGUGUUCUUCAAUGCCAAACCUUUUGUUUAUAGGAAGCGGAGAAAGGGAAGGAGAAGUGAUGGAUGAGGAGAUUGAAGCAGAAGAUGAGAUUGGGGGAGUUAUAAAUAAUGAGCAAGAGCUGUUUGCAAAAGCUGAGGCCUUCAUUGGGAACUUCUACAAACAGUUAAAGAUGCAGAGAGAGGAGUCUUGGGUUUAUUAGAAAGCCUUUUAUGAACUAUUAGUUGAGAGACUGAGAAAUUAUAUCAUUAUGCUUUAGGAGACAGAGAAACACUGGAUUUGUACAGAUUUUAAUUUGGAUUUAGAGGUUAGAUUUCUUUGCCAAUUAUGUCAUAUCAAUGCUACUGAAUGUAUGUAUAAAUAAUCAAACUUUAAGUCAACUUUAACAUCUUAAUAUAAAUGAUAGUUGCGCAGAGUAUAAUUAAAGAUAUAAUUGAUUAUAAAUAUGUUUCAUUAGCCCUAGUUUUUUUUAUA
Cajanus cajan (pigeon pea) is the source of this 1253-nucleotide messenger RNA. RefSeq lists its product as uncharacterized. The record is from RefSeq and is a predicted model, not a curated record. NCBI's taxonomy places the organism in Eukaryota, Viridiplantae, Streptophyta, Magnoliopsida, Fabales, Fabaceae.